Molecule: messenger RNA, 3838 nt
Organism: Neoarius graeffei (lesser salmon catfish)
Lineage: Eukaryota; Metazoa; Chordata; Actinopteri; Siluriformes; Ariidae
Gene: uts2r1
Product: urotensin-2 receptor
Exons: 3
Coding region: 531-1619 (362 amino acids)
Biological process (GO): neuropeptide signaling pathway; regulation of blood pressure; blood vessel diameter maintenance
Cellular component (GO): membrane
Molecular function (GO): urotensin II receptor activity
Source: RefSeq, a predicted model, not a curated record
CUCCACACAGCCACGCAUUCUGUCAAAGGAAAAUUCAGCUGUAGCUCAAAGUGUUUCCCUUGAAAUGCUCGAGAUUAAUUUGUCUUUUUUACUCCGUUUUUCAUUGUUUUCAUAUUUAUUAUUCCUUUGGAACCUCAUAAUGCCUUGCAAGAUCUGCCAUCAAGACAUCUGAGAAAGUAUGUGAAGUGAUGAAGAAGAGCAGAAGUUCUUCCACAGAGAUGAAGCACCUGCCUACAAUUCAUUUGACCAAAGGCAUUCAGACUAUGCAUUAUACCAUGAUGACAACAUUGCUGUAGUCAUCUAGUUUUUUUUUUGUUGUUUUUUGUGGGGGGUUUUAUGCAUCUCGUAAACUUGAAUCCAAUAUUCUGGAAAUAAUGUCUAAUGGAGUGAGAGGAUUCACAGCAUACAUGGUAAACUUGUUGGAGAUAUAAUGAGUGAGACGAGUGUGUGCUAUGCUCAUUACAAAUGCUAAACUACUCUCUGCUGGGAGGCAAACAGUCUGUGGGAUUUAAACAAGUUGUUCUGUAGACAUGACCACUGUGUCAGUAGAAUCCCUGGUGGUGAUGGUGGAUAAAGUGCCUAAUGGAACUGAGACUCCAGUGGUAUCAUCUGCUGAAAAUGUGGCUGCAACCUUCACUAUCGGCACCAUCCUGUCCGUCAUGUGCCUUGUCGGUGUGUCAGGAAAUAUCUACACCCUGGUGGUCAUGUGCCACUCAAUGCGCUCUGCUGCGUCAAUGUAUAUAUACAUUGUCAACUUGGCAAUGGCUGAUCUCCUCUACCUGCUCACUAUUCCCUUUGUGGUGUGCACCCACUUUUUAAAGGGUUGGUACUUUGGUGAUGUGGGAUGCCGGACUCUCAUUAGUAUGGACUUCCUCACCAUGCAUGCAAGCAUUUUCACACUCACUGUCAUGAGCACAGAGCGCUAUUUUGCUGUUCUUAAGCCUCUGGAUACAGUCAAACGCUCUAAGAGUUAUCGUAAGGCUAUUGCUAUUCUGGUCUGGACAGCUUCACUGAUUUUAACCCUUCCCAUGAUCAUUGAUGUAGAGCUCAAGACAGAAAAUUCCAAAUCAAUGUGUCAGACCACACUAAGUCCUCUUUCUUACAAGAUCUAUAUCACCUCCCUUUUCUGCACCAGCAUUGUGGCACCAGGUGUCAUAAUUGGCUAUCUCUACAUCUGCCUGGCCCGCACUUACUGGAUCUCACAAACAGAGAACUUUAAGCAGACUCAGAAGCUCCCAAACCACAAAGUACUAUAUCUUAUUUUUACAAUUGUGCUUCUCUUUUGGGCCUGCUUUCUUCCCUUCUGGAUCUGGCAGCUACUGGGCCAGUUCAAGCCAGAAAUGGUUCUUUCAACCAAGGCCAGGAGCAAUAUCAACUAUCUGACCACCUGCCUGACCUACAGUAACAGCUGCAUCAAUCCUUUCCUGUACACACUUUUGACCAAGAACUACAAGGAGUAUCUUCGUAAGAGGCAAAGAACUUGGGCAUCUGGGAGCUAUUUCAACAGGAGAAACCGCUUCCAACGGUCCCCUCACCGCUCCCUGUCAUCCAGCAGCCAGCAGUGUACAGAGAGUUUUGUGCUCACACACGUACCACGUACCAACAACAGCAGUCUGUGAGGGAGAGAGGAAGUGCCAGGAGAAAGCCAAGAGGAUAUGCAUCUUCCUUCUUGAUAAGCAGGAAGCAAAGAAGAGGAGCAAAACAGUCAAGAGGAGGAGCAGAAGUUACUGCCUAAACCAAUUUUAUCCCAUUCCAUAUAUUUCAGUAUAAAACCUGAUAAUUAGUCAUGGUUGCCUACCAAAUUCUGAUUUGGUAGGGAGUUUUAACAUGUCUUUCUUCAAGUAAUUUAUUUUCAUGCUUUGUUUCCUUCAAAAUAAUUUUGUGUUUGUAGAUUCAGCAGUGCCAGGCACGGUGGUGCACUGUUUAGCACUGUCACCUUACAGCAAGCAGGUUCUGGGUUAAAACAUGCCAGUUGACUGGGGCCUUUUUGUGUGGAGUUUGCAAGUUCUCCUUGUGUCUGCAUGGGUUCCCUCCAGGUGCUCUGGUUUCCUCCCACAGUCCAAAGACAUAUGGAUUAGGUCAACUGGCUAUGCUAAAUUGUCCAUAGGUGUGAAUGUGUGUGUUUAUGACUGUCUGACGGCAGCACGGUGGUGUAGUGCUUAGCACUGUCGCCUUACAGAAGGUCCUGGGUUCGAGCCCAGCGGCCGACGAGGGCCUUUCUGUGUGGAGUUUGCAUGUUCUCCCUGUGUCUGCGUGGGUUUCCUCCAGGUGUUCUGGUUUCCCGCACAGUCCAAAGACAUGCAGGUUAGGCUAAUUGGUGGCUCUAAAUUGACCGUAGGUGUGAAUGUGAGUAUGAAUGGUUGUCUGUGUCUAUGUGUCAGCCCUGCGAUGACCUGGCAACUUGUUCAGGAUGUACCCCGCCUCUCGCCCAUAGUUAGCUGGGAUAGGCUCCAGCUUGCCUGCGACCCUGUAGGACAGAUGAUGGAUGGAUGGAUGACUGUCUGACACUCUGUGUGCCAUGUGAUUGAUUGGCCACCUGUCCAAUGUGUACCCUACCUCUUGCUCAAUUUCAGCUGGGAUUGGUUCCAGCUCAAUGGAUAAGCGGCAUAGAGUCAAGUCAAGUUUAUUUGUAUAGCGUGUUUAACAAUAAACAUUGUCGCAAAGCAGCUUUACAAAAUUUGAAUGACUUAAAACAUGAGCUAAAUUUAUCCCUAAUUUAUCCCCAAUGAGCAAGCCUGUGGUGACAGUGGCAAGGAAAACUCCCUCAGACGACAUGAGGAAGAAACCUCGAGAGGAACCAGACUCAAAAGGGAACCCAUCCUCAUUUGGGCAACAACAGACAACAUGACUAUAACAUUAACCGUUUUAACAUGAAGUCAGUUUCAUUGAUGUUAUAACUCUUCAUUGAUGGAAACUUGAGUGCAAAACUGUUCAUGACAACUGCAGUCCUAAAGUUAGCAAGUCAACCAUAGUCCUCAGCCAUAAAAGCAUUACUGUAAAUGUCCAGAGCGUCCUCCAGGUGUGAAUUUCAACUGUCCACAUGGGGCCGUCCUCCACAGGAGCGAUACGAUGAGACUCCAACCAGACACAGGGCACCAGGAUGGGUCAGGCAGGUACGAGGAGCAGAAGAGGUCAGCAUCUCGAUCCCAGGAUUGACAUGUAACUCAGAGGGACAGAUUUUUUUGGGGGGGGAGAGAGAGAGAGAAAACACAGGUUGUUAGGUAUGCCCAAUGUCACCUGAAUAAGUAGGUACAGUAUACAUUUUGCGCUGAGUACAAGCAGGGACUCCGGCCACUAACUAUGACAGCAUAACUAAAAGGGGAGAGCCAGAAGGUAACAGGCAUGAAGGAGCCCCGGGACAUAAAGCAGCCAGCCACUACACCGUCAACAAACUUGAGUGAGCAAGCAAGUGGGGGAUUGACAGCAUCCAUACAUCCCAGUUUACCAAAACCCUCUAUGUCUGAGGACCCUCCAGAUCUACACCUUUACCUCAUAAACACCAUUAACACAAGGCUUGACUAAACAGAUAUGUUUUCAGCCUAGACUUAAACGCUGAGACUGUGUCUGAUUCCUGAACAUUACUUGGAAGGCUGUUCCAUAACUGUGGGGCUUUGUAAGAAAAGGCUCUGCCCCCUGAUGUAGCAUUCACUAUACAAAGUACCAGCAGAUAGCCUGCACCUUUUGAUCUAAGUAGGCGUGGCAGGUCAUAGAGGACCAGAAGUUCACUCAGGUACUGUGGUGCGAGACCAUUCAGUGCUUUAAAGGUCAAUAGUAGUAUUUUAUAAUCAAUACAAAAUUUGAUUGGGAGCCAGUGCAGUGUGGAUAAGACAGGGGUGAU